Messenger RNA from Miscanthus lutarioriparius, 420 nucleotides. The record is from the annotation of a GenBank genome assembly. NCBI's taxonomy places the organism in Eukaryota, Viridiplantae, Streptophyta, Magnoliopsida, Poales, Poaceae.
AUGGCGGCACACGCCGGAACCCUAGUUCCACACCACCUCCCCGUCCGCCUCGCGGUCGCCCACCCCAGACCCGUCACCUCGGCUUCUUGCUCCCUCCGCCCGCGCCUCCCCCGCCUCGCAGUCGCCCGUGCGGCCUCCCGCGGCAACGGUGACGGCGACGGCGACGGCGGGCCCCCGGCGGAGGGGGAGAAGGAGCGGCGAGCCUCGUCGUUCCCGGCGCUGUCGGAGAUCCGCUGGGGCGAGCUGCUGUCCCCGGACCCCGCCAACGCCGCGGCGGUGGUGCUCACGGGUGCGCUCGCGUGGGCUGGCGCCUCGCUGCUGCUGCAGAUCGCGCUCAUCUCCGCGGCAAUCUUCGCCGCCGCCAUCAAGUACUCGUUUGUUGCCGCGCUCCUGCUCUUCGUCCUUAUCGCGUUGCUGUGA